Messenger RNA from Phragmites australis (common reed), 1438 nucleotides. RefSeq names its product EID1-like F-box protein 2. The transcript is spliced from 3 exons. Gene Ontology annotation, molecular function: protein binding. The record is from RefSeq and is a predicted model, not a curated record. Bases 213 to 959 code for a protein of 248 amino acids. Lineage: Eukaryota; Viridiplantae; Streptophyta; Magnoliopsida; Poales; Poaceae.
GCUCGAUCCGGCCCAAUGAUUCCGAUCCCCUCUCGUCGAUCCCGUCUCGGCCUCUCGCUCCCGACGCCGGCGACCGGUGAAGCGACGGCGACGGCGACGGCGAGGGCUCCUCCUUUCCCCGCUCCGGCCGUGGCUACCCCGCGGCGUCGUGUCAGGAUUGAAGGGGGUACGAGAAGGUGGACAUUGUUGCUGGAGUGAUUUGAUUACUGGAGAUGGUGUUGGUGGUGAAGCAGCACCGCUGCAUGCACUCGGCGAUCUGCCUUUGCACCAAGGGUCACCUCAGCGAGGAUGCGCUGUACCUCGUCUUCCGCCACAUGAACUGGAACCCUAGGCUGAUCGCCGUCCUCUCGUGCGUGUGCAAGUGGUUUGACGAGGUUGCCAAGCAAGUGCUGUGGAAGGAGUUUUGUCAUGCAAGGGCGCCGAAGAUGAUGCUGGAUUUGCAUUCAGGUGGCAGCCACAUUGUCGAUGGGAACUGGAAGGCGCUCGGGAAGCUGCUCAUCUAUUGCAAUGGCUGUACAAAAGGGGGAUUGUUUAACAACAUUCACGUCCCAGGCCAUUUUGUGUUCAGGACGCGUUUUUCGAGGACCGCAGGCAGGAGUUUCCUGCCUCUGCCAUGUAAGUCAGACGUCUUGUAUGUGUCAGAUCCAUGCGAGCAUCUUGAUCAAGGGGAAGAGGGUGAUUUGGGUUUCUUCCGAGGCAUAUUUAAGUCAUUCGCCACUUCAAGGGUCAAGAAGAUGUUGAUUGAGAAGCGAUUUAGGUUUCAUCCAAGGGAGUUGUGCCCUUAUUGUAAAGCCAAGCUAUGGAACAUGUUCCAGGCGGAUAUGAUUCCGAGGAGUGCUUCCGCUAGGCUGGGUGCUUAUGAUGAUUCCGUGGAGUAUUUUGUAUGCCUGAAUGGACAUGUUAUUGGAAUUGGUACCCUGCUACCACUCUCAGAUUCAGAGGAAGCAGCAGAUGAGUAAUCAUCAGGAACUUGAAUCAGGUUUGCAAGAUUGAAGCCCAGGGUCUGUGACUGCUGUACGGUGCUGAAUCGUGGUUGUGACUAGCAGAGUGUGGGAUGUCAUUGAUUCGGCAAACUGCGGCGAGACAAGAAUCUGUGACGGGCUUUGCAUCAAACUGCAGUGUUGUUCGUCCCGGUGCUUUGCAUCAGAUGGAAAAAGAGGAGCUAUUUUACGUAGUCUUUCCUUUGUUUAUUGAUGCCUCAUUACUUUUUCUUGUAAAUCGCAACGGAGACACCACCCCUUGCCUUGUUCCUAAUGUUUACAGCAUGCGUAAUUAGGUGUUUGGCUCAGUGAGACUCGAGAUGUGAGGUUUGUGCUCAUGGUAUUCAUGUGUUGUUCCUUACCGUGUUGUUUUUGUUGUUGACUUCACUGUAUUUGGUCGCUGUACGAAUCUGGAUACUGAAGGAAUCGAUCCAUAGGCACUUCAUAUCUGUUUUUCA